Molecule: messenger RNA, 1176 nt
Organism: Penicillium alfredii
Lineage: Eukaryota; Fungi; Ascomycota; Eurotiomycetes; Eurotiales; Aspergillaceae
Product: putative aminotransferase family protein (LolT)
Exons: 3
Coding region: 1-1176 (391 amino acids)
Source: RefSeq, a predicted model, not a curated record
AUGCAGCGGCAUUUCCUCGAUGUCGCCGAUGCACAGCCUGAUCCGUAUGUGCGCCAAAAGCAUGCGGUCUAUCUGGAACAAUCGCGCGAAGCAGUCGCCAAGGUGCUGAACGCCUCCAAGGAUGAGUGUGUCUUUGUGAAGAACGCCACGACCGGUGUGUCCACCGUGUUGCAUAACCUGGCAUUCCAGCCGGGAGAGGUACUUAUCUACUUCGAGGCCGUGUACGGCGCUGUGGAAAAGGGUAUUGUCUCGCUGCAGGAACACUCGUCUCUGCAGGCGCGCAAAGUCGAUUUUCAGUAUCCCAUCACCGAGGAUGAGCUCGCGCGCCGAUUCCGGGAGGUAGUUCGCCACACCCGCAAUGUUGAGGGCCUGACGGUCCGCGCUGCCGUCUUUGAUGCCAUUGUCAGUAAUCCCGGCGUCCGGUUCCCGUUUGAGCGAGUCACGGCGCUCUGCAAAGACGAGGGAAUUCUGAGCGUCAUCGACGGUGCUCAUGGAAUCGGCCACGUCCCUCUCGACAUGGGCGCGCUGCAGCCGGACUUUUUCGUGUCUAACUGCCACAAGUAUGACAUUCUUUCUCCCGUUGACAUCUACUUCAUCCGCACCACUCUCCCAACCUCGUGGGGCUUCAUCCCCGCGCCCACCUCCCCCGAGACCAGACCCUCCAUCUUCCAGGACCCCAACCAGCCCCAGGAAAAGACCCCCUUCGAGGAGCUGUUUGAGUUUGUUGCGACGAGCGAUGACUCUGCGUACCUGUGUGUUCCCGCGGCACUCAAGUUCCGAGCUGAGGUCUGCGGCGGCGAGAGGGCGGUCAUGGCGUACUGCCAGAAGGUCGCCAACGAAGGCGCCGAUGCCGUGGCAGCUAUCCUCGGCACGGAGGUGAUGCAAGAGCCAGGGUUAAAGCCAGGCGAGACGAGCCGCAUGCGCCAGUGUUCUAUGACGACGGUGCGGCUGCCGAUUGCCGUCGGUUCUUCUUCUGGCUCUGCGUCUGCUGCUGCUGGUAUAUCGCCGGAGGAUGUGCCCAAACUCGGGCCGUGGCUUCAGCGCGCUAUGAUUGAGGAAUAUCAUACAUUUGUGCCGGUCUUCCCGUAUAGCGGGUCGCUGUGGGUGCGGCUGAGUGGGCAGACCGUCUCGCUGCGUCCAUCAUUACUAGCAUGGUCCAUCUUGAUGCAUAAAUAG